Eurytemora carolleeae is the source of this 998-nucleotide messenger RNA. RefSeq lists its product as uncharacterized. Bases 53 to 697 code for a protein of 214 amino acids. NCBI's taxonomy places the organism in Eukaryota, Metazoa, Arthropoda, Copepoda, Calanoida, Temoridae. The transcript is spliced from 8 exons. The record is from RefSeq and is a predicted model, not a curated record.
ACAGUAGUUGAAAGAAGUGUACAGAAUUGUACCUAUAGGUUAAAAAUGGAAUAUGUCUGGUUGGAUGUAUCAAACUACCUACAAAAGGGAUUUCGGCUGGAACACACAUAAACAAAGGGCUUGGUUCUCAAAUGUUCCAAAAAUCUCUAAAAUCUGGAAUAGGCAACAAACUCUUGCAAUUAAUGAAGACGCAUCUAUCGGCAUUAAAUCUAAACUAAGCAGUAGACCUAGUUCAGGCAGUAGGCCUGGGUUAAACGGUAGGCCUGGUUCGGGUAGUAGGCUUAGAUCAGACAACAGGACUGAAGAAAUUGAAGUAAAAGAAACAUUUCCCCAAUCAUUGGCAUUUACAGUGGAUGAUGAAUUAUUAGAGGAGUUGAUACGCAAUGAAGAGGCAGGGGAUGAUAGUUCUGAUGACGAUGAUAGAGAGGCCGAAGGAUCCCAGCCUCAGCGCAGGGUCAACUGGAGUCCUCAGCUGGUCAACACCUCAGGGUCAGAUAGACCAUUCUCUUCUACUUUAGGAGUAGCUAGACCACUGUCAUCUGCUCCUGGCGUAAAGGGGAAGUUUGUUUACUGGAAUACAGACCAAGAAGAGGCAAAAAGUUGUCCACCCCCUCAUCUAAGGGGACGGACCAGGCAUAGAUGUUCAGAUUGCGCGAGGGAUGAUAACGAAGGUGAAAAAUCAACAAAAUCUAGGUAAAUAAAUAUUUGGUUCAAGAGAAUGUAUGCAAAAUUUAAAGAAACCCUCGAUUUUCGCCUGAAUGUCAUGAGUUAUCCUUCAUCUUCUUAUCAAAAAUUGACUAUUUUCUUCGCAACAAUAUAUGGAAGAAAUUAGAUCAAAGGGCCUGUAAAGGAAAAAUUAAAGGCGGUAUAGGAUGAAACCUGAGAAUCUCAGGAGUUGAACGAUACCUAUAAGAAGACAUUUAUCUGAUCUUGCUGUCUCGAGACAUUGACAUAAAACUGUGUCAAAAUUAUACCAAAACGUAUAUAUGUCAGAUAUA